AUGGAAGAUGUGGAAGGCGAGGAAGAUGUCGAAGGUGGGGACGAGGAUCAUGAAGAUGAGGAAGGUGUUGAAGUGGAAGAGGACGAGGAGGAGGAGGAGGAGGAGGACGAGGGUGAGGAAGGUGACGAGGAGGUCGAAGAGGCCGAGGAAGACGAGGAAGAUGUAAAGCCAGGUGAGCAUGAAGGUGAUGUAGGGGAAGGGACAGAGGAAGAAGAGGAAGGGGGCGAAGAGGCGGAAGACGAAGAAGAAGAAGAAGAANCACACCCUCUUACUAUCCCCAGCCCUUAUCACCACUCAUCAUCAUUUAUGACUCAAUUGCCUGACAAUCCACCUGAAGAGUGGGACAUGGAUUCAGUUAUCAGAAGGCAACAAAGGCGAAAGAAGUACAAGGGCAACAACAAGAACAAUAAAACCAGGGGCAGGGGCAGGGGGAGGGGGAGGGGGAGGGGGAGGAAGGGGAAUACGGAUUUUUAUUGUAAGGGGAGCAAUGACGAGGGCAAGAACAAGAACAACAACGACAAGGAGAAGAAGAAGGAGAAGGAGGAGCAGAAGGAGGAGCAGAAGAAGGAGCAGAAGGUGGAGAAGAAGAACCCAGAGGAGGAUAAGGCUCCGACGAAAAAAGUUCUGCUGCAGAAAAAGGUUCUGAAGAAGGGGGAUCAAGGAGCCGCUCAAGGAGGUCAAGGAGGACAAGGAGGUAGGGCAGAAUGA
This is a messenger RNA of Sordaria macrospora k-hell, 708 nucleotides long. RefSeq lists its product as uncharacterized. Lineage: Eukaryota; Fungi; Ascomycota; Sordariomycetes; Sordariales; Sordariaceae. The record is from RefSeq and is a predicted model, not a curated record.